Messenger RNA from Oncorhynchus keta (chum salmon), 2213 nucleotides. RefSeq names its product neuropeptide Y receptor type 2. Bases 588 to 1679 code for a protein of 363 amino acids. The transcript has a single exon. Gene Ontology annotation, biological process: G protein-coupled receptor signaling pathway. The record is from RefSeq and is a predicted model, not a curated record. Gene Ontology annotation, cellular component: membrane. NCBI's taxonomy places the organism in Eukaryota, Metazoa, Chordata, Actinopteri, Salmoniformes, Salmonidae. Gene Ontology annotation, molecular function: neuropeptide Y receptor activity.
ACCCUGCAGUGUUGUCUUCCCUACCAGUAGACUGAAUGGCCAGACCAGACCCUGCAGUGUUGUCUUCCCUACCAGUAGACUGAAUGACCAGACCAGACCCUGCAGUGUUGUCUUCCCUACCAGUAGACUGAAUGACCAGACCAGACCAGGCAGUGUUGUCUUCCCUACCAGUAGACUGAAUGACCAGACCAGACCAGGCAGUGUUGUCUUCCCUACCAGUAGACUGAAUGACCAGACCAGACCAGGCAGUGUUGUCUUCCCUACCAGUAGACUGAAUGACCAGACCAGACCCUGCAGUGUUGUCUUCCCUACCAGUAGACUGAAUGGCCAGACCAGACCCUGCAGUGUUGUCUUCCCUACCAGUAGACUGAAUGACCAGACCAGACCAGGCAGUGCUCCCAGUGUAUCUGGACCAGGGACUAUUUGGCCUCAGUGACUGGACUCUGCAGUGUUACCAUCAGUUUUGGACUAUAUCAACUGUAUUCGGACUGACUGACCAGCUCCAGUGAUCCUCCCUCCUUCCCUUCCAGGAGAAAACAUGACCCCUCAGACCCUUUAAACUCAGACCCCUCCAACAGCCAGUCCACAUGGACACCACCUCCACCCACUGGCAGCUAGGCAUCCUGGGUAACGACAGUCUCAGCCUCCACCUCGACCGGCCGGGGUUCCACUCUGACAUCACCAAACAUGUAGGAGUCCAGGCUGCUUUGAUCACAGCGUAUAGUCUGAUCAUCCUACUGGGUCUAGUAGGCAACGCCCUUGUCAUCUACAUGAUCAUCCGCUUACGGAACAUGAGGACAGUCACUAACUUCUUCAUAGCUAACCUGGCUUUGGCCGACCUGUUGGUGGAUACGUUGUGUUUACCGUUCACACUGGUUUAUACCUUGCUCGACGAGUGGAAGUUCGGCGCGGUGCUGUGUCACAUGGUCCCGUUCGCCCAGGCGCUGAGCGUGCACGUAUCGAUCCUGACGCUGACCGUCAUCGCUCUGGAGCGCUACAGGUGUAUCGUGUUCCACCUGGGCCAGCGACUCACCUGGCGAAGCAGUUUGCUCAUCGUGGCUCUCACCUGGACGCUGUCCUCCAUGCUGGCCAGCCCGCUCGCCAUCUUCAGAGAGUACCGUCAGGAGGAGAUCCCGUCCAUCAACCUGAGGAUCUCAGUCUGCUAUGAGAAGUGGCCUUACGGCAGCAGCAGAGACGGAGUCAUUUACAGCCUGUCUAUGUUACUGCUGCAGUACGUGCUGCCACUCUCCAUCAUCAGUUAUGCCUACAUCUGCAUCUGGGUGAAGCUGAAGAACCACGUGAGUCCAGCGAGCCGCAUCGACGCCAUCCAGCGCAGGAAGAAGACCACCAAGAUGCUGGUUAUGGUGGUUGUAGUCUUCGCCACAUGCUGGCUACCCUUCCACGUGUUUCAACUAGCCAGUGAUCUAGACCUGGUGCUCAGCUUAAGACAAUACAAGCUCAUCUAUACACUCUUCCACAUCGUAGCCAUGUGCUCCACCUUCGCCAACCCGCUCCUGUACGGCUGGAUGAAUAAGAACUACAGGAAUGGGUUCCUCAUGGUGUUCAGGUGUGAGGCUAAACCAGACAGUGUUCACCCUGAGGGAUCCUUCAGGACCCGGUCACUAAGGAGGAUGUCUCUGAACAGGAGGAACGGAGGACACCCUCCUACUGCCGUCUGAUUGGUUGAUUGAUCUGCCGUCUGAUUGGUUUAUUGAUCUGCCGUCUGAUUGAGGCUGCUGUAUGGAGUGAUAUUAGCACCAUUAGAAAGAGAAUCUGAGGCUGCUGUAAAAAAUAUAAAAAAGCCUUGUGUGAGUCAGAACGGCCCGUAGGGCAGGAGUCCAUCUCCUGUUUCUGUAGAGGGAACCAGAACGGCCCGUAGGGCAGGAGUCCAUCUCCCGUUUCUGUAGAGGGAACCAGAACAGCCCGUAGGGCAGGAGUCCAUCUCCUGUUUCUGUAGAGGGAACCAGAACGGCCCGUAGGGCAGGAGUCCAUCUCCUGUUUCUGUAGAGGGAACCAGAACGGCCCGUAGGGCAGGAGUCCAUCUCCUGUUUCUGUAGAGGGAACCAGAACGGCCCGUAGGGCAGGAGUCCAUCUCCUGUUUCUGUAGAGGGAACCAGAACGGCCCAUAGGGCAGGAGUCCAUCUCCUGUUUCUGUAGAGUGAACCAGAACGGCCCGUAGGGCAGGAGUCCAUCUCCUGUUUCUGUAGAGUGAA